Tripterygium wilfordii is the source of this 1559-nucleotide messenger RNA. Its product is annotated as choline monooxygenase, chloroplastic. The record is from RefSeq and is a predicted model, not a curated record. NCBI's taxonomy places the organism in Eukaryota, Viridiplantae, Streptophyta, Magnoliopsida, Celastrales, Celastraceae. The transcript is spliced from 10 exons. The coding region runs from base 118 to 1380 and encodes 420 amino acids. Gene Ontology annotation, molecular function: 2 iron, 2 sulfur cluster binding; iron ion binding.
AGCAUGUACAGUAGUGGUUGUACCAAAAGUAGAUGAUAUGGGCAUAAUAUUCAUUCAUUUGGGUUACAAUUAUUGUGGUGUGCAGAUCCUCUUUUAAAAAGUCAGAAUCAUGCAGCUAUGACAACGACGAUGAAGACGACGACGAUAGGGUUGCUGAGACCCGGGACUGCUGCUGCUCCUCCUUCACACAGACCCAGUAUAGAGAUCCGAGAUCGAAAUCGGAGUCGGAUCUUGAGUGGUUGUUGUCACGAAACUGUUGCAGCUGAACGCAUGGUGGAGGAGUUCGACCCCAAAAUCCCAAUCGAGAGAGCAGUGACUCCACCCAGUUCGUGGUACACCGAUUCGUCUUUUUUCCAACUCGAGCUGCCACGGAUCUUCUAUCGGGGCUGGCACGCCAUUGGAUAUUCUGAACAGAUAAAAAACCCUCGUCAGUUUUUCACUGGAAGAUUAGGAGAUGUAGAAUAUGUGGUGUGCAGGGAUGAAAAUGGGAGGCUCUUUGCUUUCCACAAUGUUUGUCGUCAUCAUGCCUCUCUUGUUGCUUCUGGAAGUGGCGCAACAAAGUCUUGCUUCGUUUGCCCAUAUCAUGGAUGGACUUAUGGACUAGAUGGCUCUUUGCUUAAAGCAAACAGAAUAACAGGGAUAGAAAACUUCAAUAAAAAGGAUAUGGGGCUUGUACCUAUAAAAGUGGCAACUUGGGGGCCAUUUGUAAUUCUGAAUUUGGACAAAGAGAUGUCUCAGGAGGAAAUCAAUUCCAAUACGAUCGGAAGUGAAUGGCUCGGUAGCUGUUCCGAGAUACUAAGUACGAAUGGAAUUGAUUCAUCGCUAAGUCAUGUUUGCAGACGCGAAUACACGAUUGAAUGUAACUGGAAGGUGUUUUGUGACAACUACUUGGAUGGUGGUUACCAUGUGCCUUAUGCACAUAAAGGCCUCGCAUCUGGUCUCAAGCUUGAUUCGUAUUCUACCACCAUGUUUGAGAAGGUAAGCAUCCAGAGCUGCGAAAGUGGUUCAAUAAAAAGUGAAAACGGUUCUCUUCGACUUGGAUCGAAAGCUCUCUAUGCGUUCAUCUAUCCGAAUUUCAUGAUUAAUAGGUAUGGACCUUGGAUGGACACCAAUCUUGUACUCCCACUAGGACCCAAAAUGUGCAAAGUAGUAUUUGACUACUUCCUUGAACCACAUCUUAAGGACGAUAAAUAUUUCAUAGAUGCAAGUCUAGUUGACAGUGAGCAAGUGCAGAUGGAAGACGUUAUGCUGUGUGAAGGUGUUCAAAGGGGACUGGAAUCACCGGCUUAUUGCAUGGGCCGAUAUGCUCCGAAUGUUGAGAAGGCUAUGCAUCAUUUCCAUUGUUUGCUCUAUGACAACAUUAAGCAUGAACAUUCAUAAGCAAGUGUGGAAACAUUAUUUGCUCGAGUACGACAAAACUACCACAAGAAUCUUUUGUUUUUGGUGUUGAAAUUGUGGCGUAUUACCUUUUCAAAUGCACAUACUGUUGGAAACAUGUAACUCGCGGAAGCGUAUAAGGACCUCAUAGACAUAAACGAUAACUAGACUAGUUUCAAAAA